Tetranychus urticae (two-spotted spider mite) is the source of this 1012-nucleotide messenger RNA. RefSeq names its product mitochondrial ribosomal protein L48 (gene mRpL48). NCBI's taxonomy places the organism in Eukaryota, Metazoa, Arthropoda, Arachnida, Trombidiformes, Tetranychidae. Gene Ontology annotation, cellular component: mitochondrial ribosome. The record is from RefSeq and is a predicted model, not a curated record.
GCUAUUCCAACAACUGUAAACAUGUGUUUUUGUUUUUAAUUUCGUGUAAACAUUUAGAUUCAACUUUUUUUUAACUAUUAAGAACAUUAUUAUAUAAGUCAGUUUUGAAAUGUUUAAGGUUUCAACAGGUUUAAUCAAUCGUUGUUUGAUCAAACCUUCAGUUAUCCAAUGCAUGGGUAAAAAGAAAAAAAAUCUUCUAAAACCAUUGGAAGGUGAUGAAGCCAAAUAUAUUAAUAAAACUGUGAUAGUCGGAGUAAAUGAACCUGAAUAUUUGAGUCUACUAAAACCACCGAUUCCAUUCUACAAUCUAAUUAAUUUUCAGUUUUUCUCGCCUGAUUAUGUGUCCUUAGAAGGUUACACAAGAUAUGUACAAAAAUUUUUGAGUAGACUUGGUUUCAAUAUUUCCGACUAUUGGGCUUUACCACACAAAUCCUAUCAAUACCAAGUCAGGAAACACGAAGAAAAUGUUGUCGAUUAUACAUUUGAUUUUUCAACCUAUCAACGAGUUAUCCAAUUGAAAGAUAUCCGUGCAGUUUCUUUACCUGUAGUCAUUCAAUUACUGGAGGCUAGUAAACCCCCUGGAUUAACUUUAAGUAUUAAAGAGCACACUGAUGAAGAUGAAAAAGCUCGUUAUGUUAUCAAUACAGCUCUCUUGGAAUUAAAGGAAGAAUUGGACGUAAUUUAUACGGAGCUCGAAGAGUUAGGUGUUGUAGGCGUUCGUAACCCUGACCUGCUCCGAUAGAAUGACAACUUUGAUUAACGUUGAACAAAAUUUAAUUUCAAUCGUAAACCACUAAACCAAUUUUACCAAAUUGAAAGGAAAUUUAAGCUCAAAAACACAAAAGAUCUAAGUCGUUAUUAAAGUGAAAACAAAAAAUACAGAAAAAAGAUUAAAAGUGAACUUUUCAAGCAAUUAAUAACAGUUUCAGUACGUUAAUAAUCUUGAAGGAAAAAAAAUGUAACUCUAAUACAGAAUAAUAAAUAAAAUAAGUAAUAAAAAGUAAUUCAGAAA